Molecule: messenger RNA, 1437 nt
Organism: Prunus persica (peach)
Lineage: Eukaryota; Viridiplantae; Streptophyta; Magnoliopsida; Rosales; Rosaceae
Product: zinc finger MYM-type protein 1-like
Exons: 5
Coding region: 1-1437 (478 amino acids)
Source: RefSeq, a predicted model, not a curated record
AUGCCUCAAACACUUAUGAGGGAGAGUAAUCGACGCUUUCUUGUGAAAUGGUUUGAUUCAUUUGUUUGGUUAGAGUAUAGUAAAGAGAAAGAUGCUGCAUUUUGUUUUCAUUGUUAUCUUUUUAAAUGCGACUUUGAUAAACAAGGAAAGGCUGGAAGCGAUGUCUUCACUGAGAAAGGAUAUUCAUUGCGACAAGGUCUUCCUUUUCGUGGCCAUGAUGAAAGCGAAACAUCUAGCAAUAAGGGUAAUUAUGUGGAGCUUUUGCAAUUUCUUGCCGAUCAUGAUGAGAAAGUUCGUGCCGUUGUGUUUGAAAACGCUCCAAGGAAUCUCAAAUAUUCAUUGCGACAAGGUCUUCCUUUUCGUGGCCAUGAUGAAAGCGAAACAUCUAGCAAUAAGGGUAAUUAUGUGGAGCUUUUGCAAUUUCUUGCCGAUGAUGAUGAGAAAGUUCGUGCCGUUGUGUUUGAAAACGCUCCAAGGAAUCUCAAGUAUAUUGCUCCUACAAUUCAAAAAGAUCUUAUCAAUUCUUGUGCCGCUGAAACCAUUGAUGCAAUUAUUAGUGAUAUGGACGAUGCAUUCUUUUCUAUAUUGGUAGAUGAAUCACGUGAUGUUUCAAUAAGAGAGCAAAUGGCAGUGGUGUUGCGUUAUGUGAACAAAAAAGGGCAAGUAAUUGUAAGGCUACGAGGACAGGGGUAUGAUGACGCUAGUAAAGGUGAGCUCAAUGGUCUUAAAACACAGAUUUUGAGAGAAUAUCCUCAAGCAUAUUAUGCCCGUUGUUUUGCACAUCAACUACAACUAGCUCUUGUAGCCGUGGCAAAUGGAAAUGAAAACAUUGCUACUUUCUUCACAACAGCUAAUAGUGUCGUUAAUAUUAUUGGAGCACUGUGUCAGCGUCGUGAUGCACUUAGAGAGCAACAACAACAAGAUAUUAUGGAAACUCUUGAAAUUGAUGGUCUUGAAAUGGGGCGAGGAUUUAUAUUGGGAAUCACAAAUGAUUUGUUAAAAGCAUUACAAAAGAAAGAUCAAGAUAUUGUGAAUGCGAUGAUAUUGGUCCAAAGAUGUAAGCAAAAGCUACAAUCCAUGAGGGAUGAUGACUUUGAUGAUUUGCUCAGGGAAGUAUCAAUAUUUUGUGGUAAAAAUGAUAUUGACGCUCCUAACAUGGAUGAUUUAUUUGUACCACAAGGGAGAUCAAGACGUAAAGCUCAGAAAAUCACAAACCGCCAGUAUUAUCGUGUGGACUUAUUUCUUACUAUCAUUGAUAAGCAACUAGUGGAAUUGAAUAAUCGCUUCACUGAGAUAAAUACUGAAUUGCUUCUUUGUAUGACAUGUUUGAGUCCGGCUUAUAAUUUUGCAGCUUUUGACAAACAGAAAAUACUUCGUUUUGCUAAAUUUUACCCUCAAGAAUUUAAUGACCGAGACCUCAUGAAGCUUGAAGAUUAA